Molecule: messenger RNA, 543 nt
Organism: Perkinsus marinus ATCC 50983
Lineage: Eukaryota; Perkinsozoa; Perkinsida; Perkinsidae
Exons: 5
Coding region: 1-543 (180 amino acids)
Molecular function (GO): protein binding
Source: RefSeq, a predicted model, not a curated record
AUGGAGGAGGCCAUCUCCAAGUCUGUUGAUACAUGCUCCGGUGAAGUACAGAGGCUCUCGGCUGUGGAGGAAAGAGGACAACUAUUGAGUGAAUUUGACUUCGCGUCUUGCGAGAUGGUGCUCAUAUCCGUUGAUGAAGAGGAAAACGAGGCUUGCAAUGAAGCCGUGUUGCGACGAUCAAGACUAAGGAAGAAUACGGGGAAUCGUCUGUUGGCAGUUGGUGCGCCGAGCGAGGCUCGAUCAGAGUACAUGAAGGCUCUUAGCACGCUGAGGUUGAUGCAGAGACCUCCUUUGGAGGAACCAUCUGAUGAGGAGAAGGCUCUGGAGCUCGCUGUUGUCCUCAAUCUCGCCCUCCUUUGUUUGAAGCAGGCAGACUAUUCCGAGGGUCAACUAUUCGCGACGCGGGCGAGAGAAAUCGAUCCAGACAACAUCAAGGCUAGAUACCGAUUGGCGUUGGCGUUAGUGGAACAGCAUAAACAGACGGAUGAGGCAGUGGGCAUCCUCAAGGUGAUGAUCGAUGGUAGGUUCUCUUAUCACGCCUGA